Postia placenta MAD-698-R-SB12 is the source of this 2145-nucleotide messenger RNA. RefSeq lists its product as hypothetical. Gene Ontology annotation, molecular function: single-stranded DNA binding; DNA replication origin binding. The record is from RefSeq and is a predicted model, not a curated record. Gene Ontology annotation, cellular component: replication fork protection complex; nucleus. Lineage: Eukaryota; Fungi; Basidiomycota; Agaricomycetes; Polyporales; Adustoporiaceae. The transcript has 8 exons. Gene Ontology annotation, biological process: DNA replication; DNA replication initiation. Bases 1 to 2145 code for a protein of 714 amino acids.
AUGGAGUCUUCUUCAAGCAAGAGAGAGCGUGAGGCACAAAACCAAGCCGAGAUCCGAAGACAGAUUGCUGCUUUGCAGGCACAACUGAACAAUCCCAGCGAAGCUGCGUUUGAACCACCUUCAUCACCUAAGAGGAGCAGGCCGACGCCCGGAGUGAUAGUUCCUUCCACUCCUUCUCCAAAGAAACGCAAGCUAUCACGCGAUCCCCCUCGAGCGAAGGAUAGUCGGCGCCCUAAACCCAAUACCGCUGUCCACUCUUCAUCGCCACAGCUUUUAUCGUCUGUGCAGCCGUGCAAGCCUGCUCCGUCCACCGUGCUUCAGAAACUAGCGAGUGCACAUGCCAAACUGAAGACGCAACCGGUCGAUGUUACAGCGACGCGCUCCUCUGGCUUCGCAGAGAAGCCUGCCCCGAAUGUACCUGUGGAAGGCGCGAGCAUAGAAGCACUACCUCGCGACGAUCGACUGGCACUCGUGGAGGAUUUGGUUCCCGGCCCUUAUGAACACAAGCCUCCGUUCGAUGAUCCACGCUUUGAGAAGUUGGAGCCGAACUCCGGCAUUCGAUUGUCAUCCCGUUCUACCCCUCACGAGGACUUCCAGGAAUACCUGCGUGGCCGAUACUAUCUCUCGCCUUCGAAACUCUAUUCUGUGGUCCGUCUUUUGCCUAACAAACAAGGCUAUGAUGUACCAGUAGCUGGUGACUGGCUAACAAUCGCUGUUGUCGCUGAGCGCAGCAAGGUCAAGCAAAGCCAGGCUCCUGUUGGACUGGGGCGAGAGGAUAAAACUUUUGAUGGCGACGAGGAAGGGACAGCAAAGGGAAAGCGGCCACGAAAGGAGGAUCCGCCGAAGCCAAGCGGCAAGAAGUACGUCAACAUGAAGCUGGUGGACUUUGGUUGUCGUUCGGGCUCGUCGUCUGCCACAGGGGGCAAAGCCGUCAUACGAGGCGACGCGUCGCUUUCGCUCCUGCUGUUCGAGGCCGAUCGCUAUGAUUUGGUCACGAAGGAGAACGGCAGGAAGGAGAAGAUAUAUAAGGGAGGAAGUAGAGGGGCAUUCGAGAAGAUGUCUGUUCUCAGAGAGGGUGCUGUCGUGGCGUUCUUGAAUCCGCGGAUACUCAAGCCCUUUCAGCGCUCUGCAGAUGCGCCACAUCCAACGGACAACAUCCUCGCCAUCACGCCAGAUUCUGUCAACUCCAUAGCCGUCAUCGGCUACUCCCAAGACCUUGGUAUGUGCAAGGCAGUCAAGAGGGACGGUUCGGCGUGUGGCAGCUGGUGUGACCGGCGCGUCUCCGACGUGUGCGACUACCACAUCCAGCAUGCCGUUGAGAGAAAGCGUGCCGGACGUGCCGAGUUCUCUACAGGUACCUCCGGCAUGUCGGCUGUGGCCAAAAAGAGGAAGCCCGCCUUUGAUGCAGCACGACAGUGGGGUCUCAAGCCUGCCGACGAUAGCGGGGGACAUGCGACAUAUGUCGUCUCGGGGCACAUUGUCUCAGGCAGCAACGACUCGAAGUCUCUGUUCGUAUCUGAAGCGAUGGGGCGUGAAGCGCAGGCGAAAGCUUCACGGAAGAUCUCGGCAAAGGAUGCCGACCUUGCAUUGCAGAAGCUGCUCAAGAGUGACAAGGAGGGGACGAGGGCGCUCAUGACUGCGCGGGCAAAAAAGGGGAAGCGGAAGCUCCAAGAUCUGUCGGACGGGUCGGAUGGAGAGCGCGAUGCGGAUGAGGUUAACGACGAUGAUGAGAAGAGGCCACGCAAGAACGUGUAUUCUGCUCAGCUGAUCCGGCAGCUUGGGUUCGAUCCGACAGUGAAGGAUGGGAAGAGGUCGGCCGAUGUUAAGGUGCAAGGCAAGUUGGAUGCUCUGGCAGCGUUGCAAGCUUCGAGAAAAAACAUUCAAUUGGGGCCAAGACCGGGCAAGAAGAAAUCAUGCGUUCAUCGUCCGGAGAAUUCGUCCUCUAAGACUUCCCCCACAUCUUCAAGUACCUCGCAAUCGCAUCGCGAUAUACCCAUUGAGUAUUAUGGCUUGAGUGACGAUGACGAUCUAGAGAGGGAAGAGGCAGCAGUGUUCGGUAGGGCUGUUCACUUGACGGUGGUACAGACCGCUACGGUCGAUUUGGAUGGCAGCGAUGUAGAUCUUGAGAUUGAGCCGCCCACAUAG